UUUACUAUAAAAAUCAUGGAUCAUUCACCUAGUUCAGAAUUAUUUGGUUUGGUAAAAUCCAGCUUUAUUGCAGGAGUUUACAGUGAUGAUGUACAAGUAAUCUAUCCUGCUAAACUUCCAUCUGAGUCUAUAUCUGUUGCACCAGUAUUCAUUGCUUCUUCUAUUACUAACCCCGUAGAAACUGCUGGUUCUAGUUUUACAUCAAUUAACAUUAUCCUUCCAAACAAAAUCUCUGCAGAGCCAAUCAAAUCCACGGAAGUCAAAGAAGCUUUGCCUUUGAUAAAGACAACGCGAUCAAAUCCUGUUUUCCUCUCCCAACUUCCAACAUUUCGUUUCUCAGAUUCCAUUUUGGAUUCAUCUGAAGAUUAUUCAGAGUUUUCAGAAGCUUUGUCUGUAGAGUCUACAGCAUCUACGAGCAGAUUAACAUCCUCUUCAUCCUCCGUUUCCGCAACCUCAUCCUUCUCCUCAUCCUCCACAACAGUCUUAUCUUCAAUCUCAUUAACUUCUUCUAAACCUUCCCAAUCAUCUUCCGUAAUUACAUCACCUUCUUCGGUAGUAUCUUCCACUUCAUCCUUCGUCUCCUUUAUUACCCCAUCCUCCUCAUCCUCAUCCUCAACCUCCUCCUCAACCUCAUCCUCAUCCUCAUCCUCUAAUCUUCCGUCCUCCCUCUCCUCCAGACCUUCUUCCUUAAACCCUCCUUCCACCUCCUUACUAACACUAACAACAGCUGCUGUUUCACUCUCUUCUGGAACUCCGGACGCCAUUAAUGUAGCUGAUGAUCAGCUGACUAAUGAACAGCUGACUACACAAACUGUUUUCGGUUUCGGAGAUUACAUCACAACCAUUGGAAAUACGGUCAUGCUUUUCACACCACAAGGAGAUCCAGCUAAUUCUGCAUCCAACCAAGAAGAUGACUUACCGUCUUCUAUCAUUGAGACGACUGGAUUAUUAGAACAGGGAGAGAAGGAGAUUAAACCCUCAUCUGUUCUCCAAAAGGAAGAGACAUUCGAGGAUGAAAUCGAAGAGAUAUUGGAGGAGGAGGAGGAGGAAGAAGAAGAAGGUGAACAAUCCACAACUGCUUUAAGAUUCAAUGGAUCAGACAGAAAGAAAGUCAAUGCGUCAUUGAAGGACCGACUCAAGGCGAGAUAUGAGAAAGCAAGAAAGGAGGAGGAAGCUAGGAAAAGUUCUGGACGCCAGUUGACCACAAAAACUUCCAAAACUUCCAAGUUUGCAGAGAAGAGAGGAACUUCUGAACCAUACUUUAUCUAUGGAGAGAACGAUGAUACUGAAGCACCCAGACCAAGGACUUUCAGAAGCCGAAUCAGCAGACAGCGAUCUACCUCCAGAAAGGAAGAUGUGGAGGUGGACGAUGCUGUAGAGGUUGAAGAUGUUGAGGAUGAUGUGGCUAGUAGAGAAGGUCGUCAAGAAUUUGGACAACGAAGAUCAAGUAGACCUGAUCGGAGACAGUCCUUCUCCAGCAGGAAAGUUAGUUCCACUAGAGAACGAGGGUUUGAACCAAAACGUUCAGAUUCUAGAUCCUCGAAACCUUCAUUCAGCAGAGAUAGAGGGAGCAAUACCAGGAUUGAAAGCAUUCCAUUAGAAGAAUCUACUCCUGUUCAACCUAAGAAAUCUUCUCCAACCUCGUCCUUUAAUCCCUCCGUGAAGAAGCCUAAAAUAGAAUUUAAAAAGUUUGACAGAUUUGACCGGCCUGAUAUUCGGAAGAACCUCUUCAAUAAGUUUCUAAACAAAAGAAAACCAGUUGUAGAUAAAGAAGAAGAAGAAGAAGAAGAAGAAGAUGAAACUACUCCGAUAGAACCAGAAUCUGAUGGUGAUCAUGAGUCUAGUCCCUCUGCUCUUGUGCCCAGUAUUAUCACUGAUGAGGAUAUACUGCAAAAUAUUGACAAUGAUGAAAUUCGACUAGAACGAUUGCAAACAACCCUACUUGUUUCAACAGUUUUUCCUCUUCAGGAUGAUGAUGAGAAUAGCGUAGUUGAGGUUGCAACUAUCCGUUCUCCUUACACCUUCCAGCUGGAGAACCAGGAGAAGAGUACCCGCUUUAUCACCGUUACAAGAACCUUCUCUAAACCUGUAGAAACCAGUCAACCAUUUACAUCAAUCAAACCAACCCGUACCCAAUCAGUUGGAUCUUCCUCUACACCUCUGUUUGACACGAAAUCUAUUCCGGCUCCAGAGAAUAUUCUGGCUACAUCAGACUACAAGGAGAUUAUUCAAGGAUCCCAUGUAACGGAAACCCUGCCUCCCAUUACUCUUCCUUCCUCCCUUUAUGGAACACAACCUUCUUUUAAGACUGUGACUGAGACAUUCAGCACUGAUGAACUGAUGAUCAAGAAAAGCAUCCUUCCUAUUAUUAUCGGCUCUGAAACUUCUCUGUAUACCUUGUCUCAAACUUAUGAAGUAACAAAGCAUGUAACCGCUGUAAAAACUAUUCCACCCUUGGAACUCUAUGAGUUUAGUCCAUCAAAAUCUUUCGCAGAUAUUGAUGCUUUAUUCCAAGAAGCAGGUUCAGAGAAUAGGGAGCAUUUACUUCCUGGGGAGUUGGAAUUCAGUGAUCAGGAUAAUUUUGGGCUCGAGGGACCGGCCCAUAUUCGUGUGACCCCGCCCCCUGGUUUCUUGGAUGACCUUGACCUUAUCGGGGACAAAUUGGACUUUGUGGAUCAUAUGGAGAAACAGCACAACCCAGAGAUUUUCCAACUGAAAAACCCAGCCAACCAGAUUGCUCCCAGUAGAACAAUUGCAACACCUGCUCUUCAGCAACUCCCAUCCAACCCUGGUUUUAACAUAUCACCAGAGCAGCUUCUUUAUCUUCAGCUGCUUCAAAACCCCCUUGCUGCUCUCCUAGGUGGUGGAGCAGCAGCAAUUCAGCCUCAGGUUGUUACUGAAAGUACACCUGUACUAAGAACUGAAACUGUUUAUGAAACGAACACUAUCAAACUAUUCCAGGGAGCUAAGGAGUUUACAACCCUUGUAACUAACGUGGUUGGAUUGACAACUAUUACAGACUAUGAUUAUUCCACCAGCACAGUUGCUCCAGGAUUAGGAUUUGGAGGAAUUAGUGGUCUUGGGAACCUGGGAGGUCUAUCAGGACUCAACGGUCUGCAGGGAGGUCUGAACCUCAAUAAUGGAGACUCUCCUAAUAAUGGAGGAUUUCUCCAACCCUCAUUUACAGUUGUCUCCAGCCCUGUGAUACGUAACACAGUGGAGACACAAACCUUUACUCAGGAACUCAAGAUUACGUUCAGGAAUAUUCCGACCCUGACAACGAUUACCAGCACUUCCGUUGUAUCAACUCAGGUUACCUCAUAUGUGACGCGAACGCAGCGAGUGUCCCCAACUGCAAAUCCAUUCGCGGGUUUUCUUGGUUAAUCAGCUGAUGACCCGCCAUUUUGAAAAUUUGAUUUUUAAUUUUUAUUCUAAAUAUUGGUUUAAAUAUUUAUUUGUAGAAAAAUAUGCUCUUGCUGGUCAAAUUUUCUACGGAAAAAAUCUUUUCUGUUCUAGUCAAACAAAAAACAUUAUGUAGACUAAUGGCUAGUCAAUUUUUGCCAAUAUGGUAGAUUACAAACGUGAUAAAAGGUGAAAAAUCAAUCGGCCUGCAAAAACAACUCUAAACCCACAAAUAAAACCAUUAAAUGUGAGUCGAGGUAGAAAAUAUUAUUAAGUGAUGUAAGAACAUAUUUGUAAUUUUUAAUUGAAUUCUUUAAACAAAUUCAAUACGCGCCUGAGAAUGAAUCAAUACAUAUAUAUUUGUAAAUAUUUAUCUGGAAUGUUCUAGGGAGGCAGAACUAUUGUAUAGUUAUCGCUAUUACAUCCCAAUUACUAGCUUUAAUUUUUAAUUUAACUGAAUAUGCCACGCCUCUUUUAUUGUACCGCCCCCCGGCCACGUAAAAUCCCCUUUAUUUGCUUGUCUUAAAAGAUUUUUUUUGAUUUUUUUACACCUUUCUGUACAAAAAAUAAAGUCCCAUGUAACAUGCAUUACGAAGUAAUUAAUUUUGUUAUUUUUGUUGUAACUCCGGAGUUUAAUACAGUGGAACGCAUAAAAUUAUGGAAUAGGAAGACGACUGUGAGACUCACAUUGAAUCUAAAUAUAGUAUAAUUAAAAAAAAAAAAUACAUCAAUUGUACACUGUUCAAUGUACACAUAACAAUUUUUCUUUUAAAAAAGUAAAACGGCUUGCUUUUUUAACAACAUAAUAUUUCUUAAAUUUCGUCUUCCUGUUUCACAUUUUAAUAGGUCCUCCUGUAAUUGUACCUGGAAAUAAGAUUUAAUUUGUUUAUUUUUUGUAAACAUGUUUGAUCAGAACGAUAUUAGCCGUAUGUAAAAAAUAAUAUUAAAAUAAAUAUAUAAACAGUU
This is a messenger RNA of Eurytemora carolleeae, 4368 nucleotides long. RefSeq names its product cell wall protein DAN4. The record is from RefSeq and is a predicted model, not a curated record. The coding region runs from base 16 to 3384 and encodes 1122 amino acids. The transcript has 25 exons. NCBI's taxonomy places the organism in Eukaryota, Metazoa, Arthropoda, Copepoda, Calanoida, Temoridae.